GAGAAGGACCAUCUUCGACUAGCAUCAGAACAUGAACUUGCAAGAGCAUACCUCGGUAUCCGAUGAAUCAAGGAGGCGAUUGAGAUGCUUGAGCAUGUGGUGGCAGUCCAGAAGGAGACACUAGAUGAGAAGGACUAUCUUCGACUAGCAUCAGAGCAUAUACUUGCAACUGCAUACCUCGGUAACCAACGAAUCAAGGAGGCGAUUAAGAUACUCGAGCACGUAGUUGCGAUUAAAGCAGAGAUGCUAGCAGAAAAUAACCCCAGUCGACAGCUGUCAGUAAACCUACUGCAGGAUUGCUUCAAAAGGUUGGAAGUGGCUUAUAAUAACAAUAAUGUCUGAGGUAUCGGCUUCAAAGGCGAAAACGGAAUUAUCCUUUUCAAACUAUACGUCGUCAACCCAGCGUAGCAUCCACAAUGUAUUAAUUUGUUUUCUCAGUGGCUUCACAAUCACCACUAUAUCUGUAGUUACUCAGAAUAUUACGAGCAGGCUAGGGAGGGCCCGAGAUUAUAUGUGUAAAAAUGAGACAGGCCGAAUUCUCCAUUUUCUGGCAUGACCCGAAUUUGAUCACGUCUUCCAUCGGUGAGACGCGGGGCGUUAACCACGGGAGAAGACGAGAG
Molecule: messenger RNA, 620 nt
Organism: Fusarium redolens
Lineage: Eukaryota; Fungi; Ascomycota; Sordariomycetes; Hypocreales; Nectriaceae
Exons: 1
Coding region: 85-342 (85 amino acids)
Molecular function (GO): protein binding
Source: RefSeq, a predicted model, not a curated record